GCCCUCCUUUUGGCUGGGGAACGAGACCUUGAGAGUGCCUGUCGCGCUCUUUGCCCUGAACCGGAGGCGACUGUGUGAGCGCCUGAGGCGCAACAAGGACGUCCAGAAGAACUCGGUUGUGCUGCUGCAGGGUGGAGAGGAGACCCAGAGAUACUGCACUGAUACUGGCAUUCUGUUUCGCCAGGAAUCUUACUUUCACUGGACUUUUGGGGUCACUGAAGCAGGCUGCUUCGGCGCGGUCGAUGUCGACACGGGGAGAUCCAUGCUCUUCAUCCCACAGCUCCCGGAAAGCUAUGCGGUUUGGAUGGGAAAGAUUCAUCCCCCUGAAUUCUUCAAGAAAAAGUAUGCUGUGGAUGAAGUCCACUACGUGACCGUGAUAUCCAGUGUCUUGGCUUCGAAGAAACCUGCUGUGCUUCUCACUUUGCGUGGUGUGAAUACUGACAGUGGCAAUAUCUCCAAGGAAGCUUCAUUUGAGGGGAUCAGCCAAUUUAACGUGAACAACAAAAUCCUUCAUCCUGAAAUUGCAGAAUGUCGUGUGAUUAAGACAGACAUGGAGUUGGAAGUUCUGCGCUACACCAAUAAAAUCUCCAGUGAAGCUCAUAAAGAGGUAAUGAAGGCAGUAAAAGCUGGAAUGAAGGAAUACGAGCUGGAGAGCCUGUUCCAGCACUACUGCUACACCCGGGGCGGCAUGCGCCACACGUCCUACACGUGCAUCUGCGGCAGUGGGGAGAACUCGUCUGUGCUGCACUAUGGCCAUGCUGGAGCCCCGAACGACAAGACUAUUGAAGAUGGAGACUUGUGCCUGUUCGAUAUGGGAGGAGAGUAUUACUGCUAUGGCUCUGACAUCACGUGCACCUUCCCUGCCAAUGGCAAGUUCACUGCUGACCAGAGGGCUGUCUACGAGGCCGUGCUGAAGUCAUCACGGGCUGUGAUGAAAGCAAUGAAACCAGGGGUCGCCUGGCCUGACAUGCACCGUCUGGCUGACAGAGUCCAUCUGGAGGAGCUGACCAGAAUUGGCAUUCUGAAAGGCAACGUAGAUGACAUGGUGAAGGUUCAUCUGGGUGCAAUAUUUAUGCCACACGGGCUUGGACAUCUACUUGGAAUCGAUGUGCACGACGUUGGAGGCUACCCAGAGGGAGUGGAGCGCAUCGACCUGCCGGGGCUGCGGAGCCUGCGCACCGCGCGCAGCCUGGAGCAGGGCAUGGUGCUGACCAUCGAGCCGGGCAUCUACUUCAUCGACCCCCUGCUGGACCAGGCCCUGGCAGACCCUGCCCAGGCCUGCUUCUUCAACAGGGACGUCCUGCAGCGCUUCAGGGGCUUUGGUGGGGUGCGGAUCGAGGACGACGUGGCGGUGACAGCCAGCGGAGUGGAGCUGCUCACCUGUGUCCCGCGCACCGUGGACGAGAUCGAGGCUUUCAUGGCAGGAGGCCAAGGCACUGCCAAGUCCUUCGAUCGCCUCCAAAAGCAGUAA
Acanthisitta chloris (rifleman) is the source of this 1471-nucleotide messenger RNA. It is a transcript of the gene PEPD, whose product is annotated as peptidase D. Gene Ontology annotation, molecular function: metalloaminopeptidase activity; manganese ion binding. The record is from RefSeq and is a predicted model, not a curated record. The annotation marks the transcript as partial. Lineage: Eukaryota; Metazoa; Chordata; Aves; Passeriformes; Acanthisittidae. The transcript has 14 exons.